Lodderomyces theae is the source of this 864-nucleotide messenger RNA. It is a transcript of the gene MRPL10, whose product is annotated as mitochondrial 54S ribosomal protein uL15m. The coding region runs from base 1 to 864 and encodes 287 amino acids. Gene Ontology annotation, cellular component: mitochondrial large ribosomal subunit. Gene Ontology annotation, molecular function: structural constituent of ribosome. The record is from RefSeq and is a predicted model, not a curated record. The transcript has a single exon. Gene Ontology annotation, biological process: translation. NCBI's taxonomy places the organism in Eukaryota, Fungi, Ascomycota, Pichiomycetes, Serinales, Debaryomycetaceae.
AUGUUCAUUGGGUCUCACCUUGUUAGCAGGUUAGCUUCUUCUUGUGCUGGUCAACUAAAAACGACUUCGCGAAGAAUUGGAUACUUGGGUUACUUGUCUCCAAAUGAAGGAUCUACUCUGGGUUACAAACGUUUAGGUCGUGGACCUUCUUCGAACAAAGGUAAAACUUCCGGACGAGGACAAAAGGGACAAAAGGCUAGAGGAAAAGUACCUAUAUGGAUGGAAGGUGGUCAAACUCCGUACUUCAAGCAGAUGCCGAUGGUAGGUUUCAGAAACGCACAUAACGCAAAAGAAUACCACGAAGUCAAUUUGAGCAAGAUCCAGGAUUUUUGGAAUACUGGAAGAAUUCCGUUGAAGGAGGGGGAGACACUCACUAUCAAGGUAAUGAAGGACUGUGGAAUCAUUACCGGAAGUUUGAAAGAUGGCGUGAAAAUUUUGGGUAAAACUGCAACCGAUUACAAUGUUCCACUAAAUAUUGAGGCAUCAAAAGCGACUGAUCAAGCAAUAGACAAAAUUGAAAACGCCAACAUGUCCUUCACCGCGAGGUAUUUUUCAAAGUUGGGUUUGAGAGCGUUCGUUAAUCCAAGUUAUUUCUUAUUGAGAAAGGGCUAUGUACCUCUUCAAGCAAGACCAACUAGUCAAAAAGAUAUUCAAUACUAUUCAGAUCCAGAUAAGAGGGGAUAUUUGCACAAGGAUCGCUCGAUUCUUUUGGAUCACUUGGAUAAGGCUCGUGAAGAGUUGAAAACGGCAAAACCCAAAAAGAAAUUGUCCAAAUUUAAAUCAUUACUGGAGCAAUUGAAAGAAGCAUCUUCUGUCAACUUUCAAUCUACGAGUAAGCUCGUUAGUGUAAAGGACUUGGCUUGA